Otolemur garnettii (small-eared galago) is the source of this 1524-nucleotide messenger RNA. It is a transcript of the gene SVOPL, whose product is annotated as SVOP like. Gene Ontology annotation, biological process: transmembrane transport. Gene Ontology annotation, molecular function: transmembrane transporter activity. NCBI's taxonomy places the organism in Eukaryota, Metazoa, Chordata, Mammalia, Primates, Galagidae. Gene Ontology annotation, cellular component: membrane. The transcript has 14 exons. Bases 1 to 1524 code for a protein of 507 amino acids. The record is from RefSeq and is a predicted model, not a curated record.
AUGGCAAGGAAACAGACCGAGCCCAUCGCCAUCAUCAGCCUUCGGAGGUUGAGCAUGAGGAUCCCAGAGCCACAGCCACAAGAGUCGAAGACCUUCACUGUGGAGGACGCAGUGGAGACCAUCGGAUUCGGACGUUUCCACAUCGCCCUGUUUCUCAUCAUGGGCAGCACUGGGGUUGUCGAGGCCAUGGAGAUCAUGUUAUUAGCUGUGGUGUCUCCUGUCAUCCGCUGCGAAUGGCAACUGGAGAAUUGGCAGGUGGCUUUAGUGACCACGAUGGUGUUCUUCGGCUACAUGGUUUCCAGCAUCCUCUUCGGCCUCCUGGCUGACAGAUAUGGCCGCUGGAAGAUUUUGCUGAUCUCGUUCGUGUGGGGAUCCUAUUUCUCCCUGCUGACCUCCUUUGCUCCCUCAUACAUCUGGUUUGUCUUCCUGCGGACCAUGGUGGGCUGUGGCGUGUCUGGCCAUGCACAAGGGCUAAUCAUAAAGACUGAAUUUUUGCCCACAAAAUAUCGAGGCUACAUGCUACCCUUGUCCCAGGUUUUCUGGCUUACUGGCUCCCUGCUUGUCAUCGGCCUGGCCUCUGUGGUUGUCCCCACCAUCGGCUGGCGCUGGCUCAUCCGAGUGGCCUCCAUCCCGGGCAUCAUCCUCAUCGUGGCCUUCAGGUUUAUUCCUGAAUCUGCUCGGUUCAAUGUCUCUACCGGGAAUACCCAGGCCGCCCUGGCCACCCUGGAGAGUAUCGCCAAGAUGAACCGCUCGUUCAUGCCGGAGGGGAAGCUGGUGGAGCCCAUCCUGGAAAAAAGAGGAAGAUUUGCAGACCUACUGGAUGCUAAGUAUUUACGGACCACAUUACAGAUCUGGGUCAUAUGGUUGGGAAUCUCAUUUGCCUACUAUGGGAUUAUCCUGGCCAGUGCCGAGCUGCUGGAGAGGGACCUGGUCUGUGGGUCCAAGUUGAAGUCGAAGUCAACGGUGGUGGAGGCUGGGGGGCACUUGGAGGAGACUCAGAGCCCCUGCUACUGCCACAUGUUUGCCCCCUCAGACUACCAGACCAUGAUCAUCAGCACCAUCGGUGAAAUUGCUUUGAAUCCUUUGAAUAUGCUGGGCAUUAAUUUCCUGGGCAGACGGCUGACCCUGUCCAUCACCAUGGGAUGCACAGCUUUGUUCUUCCUUCUCCUCAAUAUUUGCACUUCAAGUGCUGGCCUGACUGGCUUCCUCUUCACGCUGAGGGCUUUGGUGGCAGCAAAUUUCAACACCAUCUACAUUUACACAGCUGAGGUCUACCCCACCACCACGCGCGCCCUGGGGAUGGGAACCAGCGGCUCCCUGUGUCGCAUUGGUGCAAUGGUGGCGCCAUUUAUAUCCCAGGUUCUCAUGAGUGCUUCGUUCCUGGGAGCUCUGUGUCUCUUUUCAUCUGUCUGUGCCAUAUGUGCCAUUUCUGCAUUUACUCUCCCCAUUGAGACCAAAGGACGGGCCCUACAGGUGAGCAAUGCAGGAAACUCGGCAGUAAUUUUGAUGAGCCUGGUAAACUAA